This is a messenger RNA of Branchiostoma belcheri (Belcher's lancelet), 2832 nucleotides long. RefSeq lists its product as uncharacterized. Bases 394 to 1749 code for a protein of 451 amino acids. The record is from RefSeq and is a predicted model, not a curated record. The transcript is spliced from 6 exons. NCBI's taxonomy places the organism in Eukaryota, Metazoa, Chordata, Leptocardii, Amphioxiformes, Branchiostomatidae.
ACUUUGAACCGCCUGUCACUGACCCACGCAGAGCUGUACAUACAAACAACACACCUCACCUGCGGGGCCUAGCAACCGGCCUAGCAACAGACGCUUCCCGGUGUGGGACAGGCGCAACACAGGCUGGGCUAUACGUGCUAACAGGUGCGGAAAGAGCGUCAGCUUUCGUUUCAAACAUUCGCGUGUCCGUAUUUUACGGAGAGUUUUCCGUUCUAUUUUCCACCAUUGAGAUUAUCUAGUAAAUUCGACAAGAAGCCACAGUGUGGUCAGAGAAAAACAGAAGAAGCACCGAAGCUGUUUUAUAGCCCCCCCUCCCACCGGUCUUUCCAGUCAGCCCCAGGACGUGUCUUGUACAUUUCAAGCCAGGUUUUUGGACGGAAGGAAAAUUUGAAAAUGACGGAGUCAGGACUGCGGCCGCGUCCGGAGCUGGACAGACUGGUCAUGCCGGACCCUAACGCCGGCGGGAACGCCGUGCAGCAGAUAGAACUGGCGCGGAGACUCAGACAUUCCAAGUUCCCUACGCUGAAGGGGCGUGCAGACGUGGACAGUUUCCAGGAGCUGCGGAGUGAGGCUAACCAGCAGUGGAACCCCAACGCUGCUGCGCCGCACGGCGGAUAUCCUGCAGCUCCCAUGAGGGACAACAUCCCCAUCCUGGAACCCUGCAGCAUGUUUGUCAGCCCUGCAGCUGAGGUGGACAGACUCACAGUUCUACCACCAGUUGGUCAGCCCUGGGAGGCAGAAGUACAGGGGGAUGAUUUUGAGGAUUGGAUCAACUUUUAUGGGAGACAUCAGAUGCCUUCCAUGGUCCAACACGAAAUUCGACCCAACAUGGCCAAGCCCGCCUCCGUACCCCCUCCCUCCAGGACCGUGGUGGACACGUUACCGAAGUCAGCGCCGGCGGGGUCGUGGAAUGCCCGGAGUAUCCCCGACGUGAGCAUCAGGGCCCGGCUGGGGGGGUGGACCAGCCAGUCCAGGGUACCCAAGGGAGCGCCCAGGGAACCUGAGAAUCUACAGACACACAACUUCUGGUUCGAGGAGAACAGACCACCAACACUAGAUGGUGAUCAGAAUGGCCGAGGAUGGAGAGACCAAGCUGCCAGGAAGUACAUGUACACCUCGUCCCAGCAGAGCGCGUACGAGACGGUAGACUGGGACAAGAAGUUACCAGACAAGGUUCGCCCUCCCACCGGCACACUGGAGCUCCAGCCUGACCAGGUCUCCUACCACACGACGCACAAGAGGUACAUGCCCAGGGCAGAGGAGUGGCAGCGGCUGGGCAGGGCCUGGGACUGGUUCCAGCACAGGGACAACUUCACCCCGGCCAGGCCAGUCACCUUCAUGAGCCACUCCAAGAAGGUCAACCACAUCCCGUACUACGACGGGCACCUUCCCGGAUACGGGGACAAGGACUACCCCGACACCGCGUAUCAGCCAAUCACGGUCCUCAGGUUGAGCAAGCCGCGGUACACGGACACUGCUCACAGACCUAACAUCCCCGGGUACCAGGGCUGCGUACACUGGCUCGCCACACACCCCGCUCACGCACCUCCCAAACAGGGCAAACCAGAGAUGCCUACAACUGCACGGGAACACAGGAGGAUGCCAUACUCACCGAACGACUCAGAACACAAGCACAUGUCCACAAUGUCCAACAUGGUCACCACUGUCCCGCCAUUCAACCCAUUCAACAAGGUGGAGAGACAAGACAUCGACAUCACCAAACUGCCAACAGCAGUCUCUGCUUACUAGGACUCACACAGACAAGUUAUUUUUGAGUUUGCUCAGUGCAUGGCUGAGCAAGUGACAACUUCUGGGCGCUGAAUUAACGCUCACUGAAGCAGCAUAUUCUCCUCUCCCUAAGUUAGAAACAUCCAGCUUAGGCAAGUUCGACCAAGCUCCUUGGUUUGACGAACUAAAUCAAUAGGUAAAGCAGGGGUUGUGAAGGCUGCUGCGUGGGAUCUCUCUACAGCACAGUUAUAGCGGGAAAUGGAUGGUAACGUAGAUCUGGACAUGGUUUUAGCAAGACAAAAGAGGUCUGGUCAAAGUGUAAAAAUUGCUGCUUUUCACAAAAACCUAAAGGGCUAUCUACAUUGUAUUUCAUGUAAUAUAGGGGUAGAUAGGCAUUGUUUUAAAGGGAGGGAAAAGGGGCACACACAAAAUGCCACAUGAUAUUACAAAGAACAUGAUAGUAUUACAUGUAAGACAUAUUGGAGUCAUCUUUUAUUCAUAAUCAAGAUAAUUUUACUUGACUUUGCAUAUAGAUAGGUUUAAAAGAGAGGUAAUAGAAAUGACAAAAGAUAUUUUGAAGUGUCAAAGUGAUAAGCAAUUGACAUAUCUAUACUGUCUUUGACAAAGUUGACACUUUUUAUGAUUUAUAAUUAAUGAAAAUGAAGAGGCUUGACUUUGAGAGAAUGUUUUUUUUGUACAUGUAUCAUGUUGUUAAACCCUCUUCCUGCAAACAGGCUUCUUUAGCAGGGAGAAGGUAAAGUUCAUGCUGCUACUGUUUGAUAAGUAUUGAAUGUUUAAAAUGGCAGAACAUUACAGAGCUGGAGAGCUGGAUUUUAACUGUAAUGUAAAAUAUCAAGUGUUCAUUGCUGCUAAACCAAUUGUGUACAGUGCUCACCAGUUCCAAGUGUUUUGAGACUUUUACUGUUUUUGAUGUUCCAUACAGAUAUGUUCAUGGGAGACCAUUUUUGCCAGUGUCAAUUGGUUUGCAGUGGAUGGCCAUGUAAGAAGAGUUUGUAUAGAUAUUGUACAUAAUGUGUAUUUCACUUUUACUAGGUUGAAAUUUUUUCUAAGGUUUGCACCAAUAAAGUUGCACUCCACUACAUU